Rotaria sp. Silwood1 is the source of this 363-nucleotide messenger RNA. Lineage: Eukaryota; Metazoa; Rotifera; Eurotatoria; Philodinida; Philodinidae. The record is from the annotation of a GenBank genome assembly.
AUGCAAGAAAAUAUUUGGUCCGGCCGCGUAUCAAAAAAAUGGGCUGCUAUGACUAGUAUGCAUCAAACUUAUGGUCGCUCAAAAACAUUAAUCGUACAACAUCUAACAACUCUUCAACGACAACUUCAAGAAGAUCACAAGCAUUACAAGAACUUUACAACAAUGUCAGCAAUGGUUACAGCUGUUGUCGGAAAAGGUCAACAUAAAUUAAAGCAACCAUUUGAAUAUAAUAAAAAAAUGUUAAAAUUAGACUCAACAGAUCAUCGUUUCGUACAAUAUGUUUAUGAUUUGAAACCUAAUAAACAACAAAUUCGUUCUAUUCGUAAUAUAUGGAAAGCAAUUUAUAAUAAAAAAGCUUGUUAG